CGAAGAAAGUCAUCUGGACGACGACGGAUGUUGAAUCGUUUCAAGAGCGCGGUGGCGACGGCAGCGUACGAUGUCGGCGCGUCCGUGUCGGGGGUGGUGUCCCAAGCCGUGUUAGGAGAAGAGUAUGAAAAGGGCUAUGAAAUGCCGCGGGACAGCACCGCCAGCGGCGGCCACGAACUGCUGUGGAAGAUUUACCCUGCCGUGUCGCGCAAGACGGGCGUGGAAGUGAGCGUGUUUGUGUUUGACAAGAAGGACCUGGACAAAGUGCAGAACAAGGAUCGCGUGCUGGACGUCCUUCGUCAGGAUAUGAAGACGUUGCGCGUGCUGCGGCAUCCCCAGAUCCUCAAGAUCGAGGAAGUGUUUGAAGAAACCCGCAAGACGCUGUCGUUCGUGACGGAGCGGGUCACGUGCUCCCUCGCAAACGCGUGCAAGAACUUUGCCAACGUCGCCAACGUCACCCCCGAAGUGCUCGAGAUCGGGUUGUCCGAGUUCGAAAUCGCAUGCGGGCUCAUGCACGUUGGCGAGUCGCUGUCGUUCCUGCAUCGCGAAGGCCGCCGCGUCCACUUGAACUUGACGCCGUCGUCCAUUUUCAUCACGCCCAAGGGGGAAUGGAAGCUCGGCGGGUUUGGAUUUUGCCGCGUCGUGGAGCCCGGCCAGACGUCGCGCAGCGAGUACUACGCCGCGGGCGGGGUCGAGCCGCUCAAGAAGGGCAUGGCGUUUGGCAACUACGAGCCGCAGCUCGAGUACUGCGCGCCGGAACUCAUCACCGAACCCCGGUCGUUCAACUCGAGCGCAGACAUGUUCUCCCUCGGUCUUCUCGUGUUGGAGCUGUUCUCCCCGCCCAAGCCCGACGGCACUCAUGAACCCGCGCUCGGACAGCUCGAAGGCAAGGUCAUGACCCACGGGUACAAGACGCAGUCUCUGCACCCCAUGACAUUCAACUCGCUGGUGCCCGUGACGCUGCACAACACGAUCCGGACGCUGCUGCAGCUCACGCCGUCGGGGCGACCGGAGGCGCGGGCGUUCCUGUCGUCGCCGUUCUUUGAUUCGGGGCUCGUCAAGACACUGCGGACGCUGCAGACGCUCGUGGAGCAGGACCCGGCGUCCCAGGCCAAGUUUCUGCAGUCGCUGCCGGACAUCUUGACGGGAUUUUCGCCGCGGGUACUCCGCGACAUGGUCCUUCCCGGUCUCCAAAGCGUGGUAAUCAAUCCCCCCGUAGCCCCGUUCGUCAUCACGCCGCUGCUCAAGGUCGUGUCCAUGGUGGACAAGUCGACAUUCGCCCGCAGCAUCGCGCCCAUGCUGGUGCCGCUGCUCCAGAUCACCGAGCCCGUCCAAUGCAUGCUCAUGUUUGUAUCCAACCUCGAGACGCUCAUCCCCAAGGCGGACGACGGGUACAUCCGCGACCACAUCGUGCCCAUGCUGUGUCGGUCGCUCGACUCGACGGUGCCCGAGAUCCUCGACACGGUGCUCAAUAAGAUCGUGGACCAGGCCAGCUUGUUCGAGUACCGCAUCCUCAAGCAAGUGAUCCUUCCUCGGGUCACACGGCUGAUUCUGGACCCGCCGCAGCUGUCUGUGCGCGUGAACGCACUUUUGUGGCUCGCCAAGUCGUUUCAUGUGUUUGACAAGGACUUGCUCAUCGACUCGGUGCUCCCGUGCCUGUCUGAGUGCCUCGUCAAGGAUAAAACUCCCGCCGUGUGCAUGUGCAUUUUGGGCUGCUAUGACAACCUGGGCAAACACCUCGGCCCAGAGUACAUGGCCAAGCUCAUCUUGCCGGCCGUGGCGCCGCUCCUAUGGGAGAAGAGCUUGAAUGGCGCGCAAUUUGACAUGGUCUGCGAACGCGUCAAUGCCAUGCUCAAGGAGAUCAUUGGCGAGCGGGAAAAGUCGCUGAUGGCCGAGGGCGGCUUGGCUACUCAAAGCCUGGCGACGUCGGGGUUCCAAGACCAAGCGCGUGCGUUAGAAGCGGCGAAAGAGCGCCAGUCGGGCUUGUCGUCGGUGAAUAAAAUGCUCCAGGAAGAGUAUGUGGUCAAGAAGGAGCCGGAAAAGCCGGCUGAACCGCCCCAGCCGUACUCGGAUCGGCGUCCGGCGGCGUAUUCCGAUCGAAGUAGCACCAACUCGCAGCCGCCGCGCACGUCGUCGGAUCCGUUCCUGCUCCCGUCCAACUCGUCGGGGUCUCCGCAACGCACUGACACGAGCAACUCGUCCAGUGACAGCUACGCCGCGCGUCGAAAGGCCAAAAAGGCCAACCGCGACGCCAAAACAUCGACCGAGCUGCUCGACUUGCCGGUGCAACAGCCUUCGUCCAACGCCUACGACAACUCGCUCCUUUCCACGCCGUUGCCCACUGCGACGCCGCCUCCGGCCAACUUGUUCUCUGGCAUGAACAUGGGCACUGCUGUCCCCGCGACCUUCAACCCUCCCCCAGUCAGCCAAUCGUUUGCAGCGCCUUCGUCGUCGUUUUCGAUGGCACCGCCGCCACCUGCCGCGAGCCCGUACGGCCAACAGGGGGGGGGGUACCCCCAGCAGCAGCAGCAACGAUUCGCGUCACAGCCGACUCAGUACAUGCCACAGCCAGCGUACAAUCAAUUCAACGUGGCGCCUCCUCCUUCGAUCAACCAAGGGCAACAAUAUGGCCAGCAGCAAUACAAUCACCCCGGCGGGUUCAACUCGACGCCAGCAACCGGCGGAGGCUAUCCCCAGGCCCCGUUUCAAAUUGCAUACCCAGCCCAACAGCAACAGCAGCAAGAUGGCAACAAGUUUAGCGCGUUUGAUAACAUGUAAUCGUUAUACAUCUCGUAAUAUAUUUCUGGGCAAACUAUGGAAUGCGAG
This is a messenger RNA of Aphanomyces astaci, 2826 nucleotides long. Its product is annotated as SCY1 protein kinase. Gene Ontology annotation, molecular function: protein kinase activity; ATP binding. NCBI's taxonomy places the organism in Eukaryota, Oomycota, Saprolegniomycetes, Saprolegniales, Verrucalvaceae. The transcript has 3 exons. The coding region runs from base 28 to 2778 and encodes 916 amino acids. Gene Ontology annotation, biological process: protein phosphorylation. The record is from RefSeq and is a predicted model, not a curated record.